This is a messenger RNA of Porites lobata, 10524 nucleotides long. NCBI's taxonomy places the organism in Eukaryota, Metazoa, Cnidaria, Anthozoa, Scleractinia, Poritidae. The record is from the annotation of a GenBank genome assembly.
AUGGCCUUACCACCUCCUCCACCGGUUCAAGUUUGCCAACCGUCAUGUGCACCAACCUGCUGCCCACCACCACCACCCCCCACCAGUUCAAACUUGUCAACCAUCAUGUGCACCCACCUGUUGUCCAGAACCACCACCUCCUCCCCUCCGCCUCCACCUCCGCCUCCUCCCCCCCCCCCACCGCCGAUGAUUUGUCCUCCCUACGUGUGCCCCUCCAACGUGCGCUCAGAACUGCCCUCCGAUUUGCUGCAAGCGAGGAGAUUAGAUGAAAGUUUAAGAAUUCCAUCAAUUAAACAAGCAAGCAGGUCACGAUGAAAGAUAUGGAGCAACAUGAAGCAAAAAUUGAAUUCUUUUUAUCUCAUUUAAUGGUCUGCAAAAGGACAUUUCUGUACAUACGGUAUAAACACCUAUUGCUUGGUAUCCGAGAUGGUAUUCCAACGAUGUAAUUAUUACAUUGUUUAUUUCAAUAAAGUGCUGUAGGUUACUGAAUUUUGUGGUCUUAAAAAAGAUAGAACCUCACAACCCUUAGUACACCAUAGGGUAAUGCCCCGGGCGGUUACUUGAGUUAGUUUUUGCUGAGUAUGUGCCGCUGGUCUCUCAGAACUCCUACACUAUCAUAGUCUAUUGUGUGGCCAUAUUAUAGACCUCAUCCUAGUCACUUUGGGAAAAAAGUAAUUUCACAAUCCCAACUUAGUCACUUUCUGUUUAUACAUCUACCUUAAAAAGGCUUUUAAAUGGGUCAUCCUGAAAUGAGCUAACACAUUUGUUAAACUUCAUGUUAAUGAGGUGUAAAUCUUUCUAUUUUUAAAUCCCAACAUACCUGAAUUUUCUUACCCCCAAAAUCCUGAAAAUGUGCGACCACAUUCUAGUAACUCUUAUAAAAAUGCAACCCCAUAAUAGUCAAUCCAGUCGUGAAAAUGCGACCCCAUCCAGCGGCACAUAUUCAUUAGCCUACUACUAGGAAGUCCCCUUCCCAUAGGGUAAUGCCCUUGGCCGGGCUAUUUAACUGAAAAUGGUUCAUUUCUGCCAUCUAACACUGCUUGCCGUACUUGAUCCUCACAAGCUGAGGGAAAAACCUUGAGGAUAAGUUGGAUGAAUCCAACUAAAAAACUUUAAAUGUAUAGUCGAUUAAUAAUGUCAUACUAGUGUUGUAACCUCUGUAAACCCCUAUACAAAUCAACUGGGUUUAGAACUAAUUUUUGAUACACACGCCUGCUCACCUUAUUUUAGUAUUAAUUUUAAACUAACGUUUUAAACAGCUCUGUGAUGAUCUUUUCAUUGGACCAUUUCACAAUUGCGUCUGAUCUGUAUGGGUGUUUAUAAUCUGUACGUCGUAUUUAAUCUAGUAUAUAAACUUUACAUUGUUAAUAAUCUUACGCAUGAUAUUCACUUGGACCUGUAGUUCCGAUAUUCCCGACACUGAGAUCGCUCCUAAGGUAAGGUAUUUUCUCGUGUGCUGCUGUUGUUAGGUUAUGGACUUUCAAUCGCCUCCCUUUCAAUAUAAACAUAACAAUGAGGACAAUUUGCAUAUAAAUAUUUAGACAUCUAGACAUCCUGGAUUUUUAAAUUGUUUAUCCCGUCAUUGCCCAGGCGGAAAGUAUUCUUGUAGCAGAAGGCGUUUUAUAAGUUUUUGUAAAUAUGAUGGGACGUGGCUUUGCAAGAUAGCCGUGACGUCAAUAAACAUGUUCGCCGUCCAAAUUUAUGGAAACUUAAGAUUCAUUGAAAUAGUGUUGAAUUUUGCAAUCCCGUGGGUUAAGUUAUCUUACAAUCGUAAUUUAAUUUGCUGCCUUACCUAUGAACAUGCUAGACAUUUUUUUAGGAAAAUAAAACGAAAGACGUCAUUUUCCCCAUGUCAGUUACGACGUCAUAUCAUAAUCAUCAUAAUCAUCAUAUAUCAUAAGCGUCAUAUCAUAUCUAAGGCAGAAAAUGAACAGCCACAAAAAUGAAGAGAUUCUGGCUUAACAUCACUCGUCUUGUAAACAUCUAGCCUGCACCACAACCCAAACUUUGGGUUAUGUCCGUCUGCGAAACAGCGCCGAAAUUCUUGUUCUAGGUCCUCACCUGUGUACCAGGAUUUGAGUAUGCACCAUGAUUGGCCUGUUAAAAAGGCCAUUGUUGAUUUGCCAAUCAGGUUGAGAGGAAAUUCGAAACGCUUCCGGUAAUUGGUUGAGUCCCUUGGGGGCCGAGAAUAAGUAUUUCGGCGCUGUUUCGCAGACGUUACUAACAGGAGUCAGAUCACGUCUGCGACGCAGGCUAGCAAACAUCUAACAACAUCGUUUGUGAGUGUUGAACACCCGAUUCCACUUCCUUGAAUCAGUCUGAGUUAAGCUGUCAAAGGCCGGGUUUGAGCGACAGUUUGUUCAAAUCAAUGGCCCUGAAAGCCCUGAAGUUGUACCAGUCUUUGCGAGUGUUUGGAUAAGUUUUUAUUACCCUCGUCUCAGAUUCUACAGUUUUUAUUUUCGUUCAGCGUUUCUUCGCCAAAAGAAACGUAGUUUGGAAAAUGAAAAUGCCUUUUCUUGUCUCGGUCUCAUAUAUUGGCCUCUUGAACAUCAACUGCACAGAGUUCUAAGAGUUCUGAUUUUCUUCAGUGUGUCUACCAUUUUGUUAUUCUACAUUUUUCAAUUGAGUAAACAAGGCUAAUUAGGAUAGUAACAACACAGUAAUCUCUUAACUUCUGUUUAAUAAAUUUAGAUGGACGGCCAUAAGCAGCUUCAUAUCAAGUACAAAUUUAAACCGAACUGAUUCCUCAUCUUCAUUCUGCCGGAAUCCUUCCCGAAGCUCUUUGAAAGUCGUUUUAGAUAGAAGAAACUAAGUGUCUCUUACGGGGGAGACUGUACGUCUACUGAACAUCGCGUUCUUGCUUCUGUAGCUGCAGGAUUCAGAAGCGUCGGAUUACUUCUACUGCUUCUUUCGGCCGCGGCCGACGGAGGUGACUUUGGCAAGCUUUUAACAUGCAUAACAUUCCAAACGUUGUUGGCGGUGUGCUCCACUCUUUUGCACUACGUCUUUGUCCUUUGAACAGAAACAGCUUCUUCCCACUAGCAACAGAUGUUCAUGAAUUAUUAUUCUCACCCGUUUGAACUAUCUUUCGCGGUUUUGGAUUGUAUUAAGCUUCAAAUUUAAAGAUAAAACAAGAAUUUUACUAAGGGUUAUUGCAAAUUUUCCUCUCUGUUAAAAGUUGCUCCAGACGACUUUUGGGUCUUGGAGGUACAAGUUCAAAUCAAAUGAAGGUUAUGUGAGCAGAAACUAUUAUUGGGACACAUUCUUUUUGGCAAACAAACCUCUCCUUGCUCCGAUUACAGCCAGGUGAGCACACAAGAAUUAAUCUUCUAUAGUAAAAACUUAGAUUCUGAAUCGGAUUACGCUCAAAAGUUAAUUUUCGAACAACUUCUUUGUCUUCUCUUUGAUCGUCAGUGAACAAAAAUUGACAAGUUAGCUGCAAUUUGUAGCUAUUUUGUUAUCAAACAUUUAUGUAAACAGAUAAACAACCCGCCACUUUCUGUGAUAAACUAUUCAAGUAACCUUUAGGAUUCAACUCAACAAUCACCGUUUUAAAAGAAAUGUCGUAAUGCAUUUCAAAAUCAAUGAUGCGUGACGUUGUUUCACUGCAAGCUUAGCUGUACGAGGAAACGAAAAAAUAACUGGUAAGUUUGGGGAUUUUUGUUUUAUAUUCUAAAAAGAGUAUCUGAGGCGUGAUUUUUGAUUUUCAUUUCUUUUUCGUCUCUUGACACCACAAAGGAGUGCUAGUGACCAUAUUUGGUACCUGUAAAUUUCUCACUUGUAAGGUGAACUUAGCGCUUUUUUUUUGUUCGCUUCAGAUGUUCUGAAAGAUCGACAAGAUGACCCGGGUUUGGCUUGCUUCAGCGAUUUUGCUGUGCUUUGCGGUCACGCUUCUGAAGUCUGAAAAGUUAAACAAUCGUGAAUCAGGUACGCGAAAUAAGUAAUUUAUUAACCGUGAAACAAGUUAUUCCAUGCCAUAAACUUCACCCUAAAAUAUUCACUUUUUAGUCCAAUUAUUUCAUAAUGUCAUUGCUAUCGAGAUUUUGGCCAUUUCUGUAAGGAACUAUUUUAAAUACAAAAAUAUAUUGAGCAUAACUAAGAAAAAAAUUGUCAACUUUCAAGGUAGUGCUAAAAGUAAAAAAUACAAUAAUUUAGUGACUUGGGAUGUGUCCCAGAAUAGAUCUCUAAAAAAGUGGCGAACACAAAUUAAAGUCCUUAACUGGAAAAAACGCAGUCUCGUUGACGGGAAACAAUCAUGACAGAAUCCUUGAUAUUUGUUAGUUGUCCUAUCUAUCUUACAGUAGUUUGUAGUUUAAUGAUAAGAGCUCACACUUACCGGACCUUGGGGCAGGUUAAGGAUCUGGCAAAUGUUAGCAAUCAAUAGCACUGACACCUGUUGGACGUAAAGACCGAGAUCAAGAAGCCAGUAUCCAAAGCGACAAGAGCGUUGUUGAUUGUCUGGGUAGUGAUCGUAUAUAUUUACUGAGUGGUAUAGUGGUUUUCAGUGAUUCAUUUAUACGGGACCUUAAGUUUGGAUUCGGGGUACAUUUGAGUGCAAGUAUUCAAACCAAGUUUGUGUUCUUUAUAGAUAAUUAUUCGUGGAUUAAUUUUACUUCUUGAGCCGGUGAAAAACAGGAGAGUGCGAGAGAUUCUCUCGGACGAGGCAACGCAUUUAAAAAAACGAAAGAAGCCCUUCAUAGUUUCUUGUCCCUGGUUGUUCAUUAACUGUUGACAGCUGUGUUGAAUAACUUUAAUUUAUAACUAUCCAGCGGAUGUUUACCACUAAUUAUAAGGGCCUGUUUACAAGGAGGUGUGGAACCCCAGGUAGGUCAGGUCACCCGCUUAGGUGGGAUAAGAGGGCCCUAAGUAGAGAUUAAUCCGGCAAAUACUAAUAUUCACCCUUUUGAACAAAUGAAGCCUACAAGUACCUAAAGCCAAAAAUAAAUAACACGGUCGUAUUAAAGUGAAUCUGGCGGUUAGCAUUUACUUAAAUGGUCACUGUAUUUUGUCGUUAAUGUUUCCUGAUCUUUGCGUCCAAUUCGUCUACUUCACAUAAUAUUUUGUUCAGUUUCUUUUCAAAACACAUCGCAACAAAUCGUGUUACAUGAUUUACAACACAAGGCCAAGUAUCUAGGGGUAGAAACUGUUUGAAUUACAGUAAAUCCUCUAUUAAGCGCCCCCCGGCCCCCCCUCUCAAAUAAGUCCCCAUUUUCAGGGGAAGAAUUGAAAGUUAAUAAGCCCUCCUUUUUUGGCUGAGAUUAUAAUACAUUACCACAUGAAGCAGUUUGUACGAAAAACAAUUAAAAUAAGCUACGUUUCUAAAUUUUUCUAAAUACGAUUGCUAAAAGGGGAGAAAAGACAAUCAGGAAAGAACAAAUCUUGUAUAAAUAACAGUCACCUAAGUAUGAUACAAAACUGAAUUAAACUCUGGAAGUUUUAUUCAACUGACGUCAUCUUGAAAAUGGCCUGUUGAAAACCGCUUUAGGUGGCUGGACUAGAUUUUUUAGGGAGUAUAACUCCCCGCUUUGAACGUUUACUGCGUCAGUAUUAACAAAGAUAGCGCAAAAACGUUACCACAGCUGCACUAUGUAAAGACGAAAAUUUGUUAUGAUCCAUGUUUUAUUGACAUCGAGUUACCAUGGCAACAUAAUGACGCCAUUACGUUUUUCACUUGCCUUUGUAUUUCUUGGUUCUAGGAGUUUUUUUUCAGAAAUCGCUUGUACCUCCCUUAGUUGCCUCGGUUGUAGGAAAGUUUGAACAAAUUAUAUGAGAGAGUUUUGGAAAUUAAAAACAACUGUAAGCAGAUACAGCCGGUCAGCGCGGAAAAUCGUAAGCGAAGAAGUUACACGUGAACUUGCUUACCUGGUGACUGCUUCAAAGGGUCGUGUUGCCAUGAUAGCAAAAUUUCUGGAUCUCAACAGUGUUCCAUUCCAUGUUUACAUCCAUCAUUCGACAACUCAAAAGGCCGCCUCUGUCAAGGAAAAUUGUUUAGAAUCAGAAAUUUGCUACCAUGGUAACGUGACGUCACAUUUCUCCUCUCUAUUGUGCAUCAAUCAACAAAGCGGAGAAACACUUUGGGCACUUUUAAAUUUGUAAGCGCUAUUUCAUUUACUCAGGAAAGUUCAGCAGGAGUGUGCCAGCUCUGCAGCAAAUUUCUCGACUGGAAGAUGCAAGAAGCCACAUCGCAAAACCAGAAAAGGAGGAAGACGGAACUAAAGACGACAAGACUGAUGACAAAAAGAUGGAACAAAAAGCUAUCAAAGAUAAUAAAUCUGAUUCUCAAAAGGAUGGAAAGAAACAGAGCCGUAAGGAACAAGAAAUAAUGAAAAAGAUUGAGAAAAAUACCAACGAAGACGACAAAUCUAAUAACCAAAAGAAUGAAAAGAAGCAGGACGAUGAAAAGAAACACAGCCGUAAAGAGCAAGAAAUAAUAAAAAAGAUAGAGGAUGAUGUGAAACAAAUAACAGAAGACAAAACGAAGAAAGAAGAGGAUAAAAAGCAAGGAGAUGAAAAGAAGAUUGAGGACGCUAUAAGAAAGGAAGACGAAAAGCAGAAAGAGAAGCUUAAGGGUGAUACAUAGUUAAUGGCAAUGACAUAGUUAAUGACAUAUUUAAUUAGCCAGUAAUUAAGCAGAGCUAGUCGGCUAUCGUAGGGGCGGAUCCAGGAACUUUUUAUUUUGGUUGGGGAGGGGCGGGGUCCGAACUUUGGUUCAGAAAGGACUGUUGAACUUUUCUCCUGGCAAAAUAACUUCUCACAGAGACAACCACGAAUUUCUCAGUUCGUGAAUGCCGGUCGCCGCUGCUGUUGGUCCGGAGCCCCAGAUCCUCCCCCUGGAUCCGCCACUGAAUCCAGUUAGCCAUUCAUUUAUUCAUUUAUUCAUCUAUUCAUUCCUUCAUUCAAUUAAAUCUUUAAGUCCCAAGAAUGACCAACAACGAUUUUCUCCUAAAGAUAUAAAUGCAUAACGAAGAAAAAAGAUUAUGAGGAUUACUAGAAUGGUCAGCUAAAGGAAAAUCCUUUGAUCUUUUACAGAAUUCUCUGUACUAAUUCUUCAAGGAAAUGUAUGAAGAUGAGUCUGGUGAAUUUGUAUGCGUUAUUGAUUAUCCGGCCUUCGAACAACUGGGCCCAGAUUUUAGUGUUAGUGAAAUGUAUCAUUCUAGAGGAUCUAUCACUAGCUGGCAUUAAAACAACCUUAUCAGCUCAUGUAAUUGAGUGGGUUCAUGACUGACAACUACUGGUGGCAGUUACUGACGAUUAGCGGUAACCUGAUGUCAAAUUUUAAGAUUAUUCGAAAGCAUUUUCUGAUCUCGGAUAACUUUUCACAAUUCUUUUAAGGUCUUCCAGUCAUUAUAUUAUUAUAGACAAAUAUAAUUAAACCCGUGACCGGGUCAGGGUUAGCUGAUUGUUUUCUUUUAUUCUUUCAGCCGAUCCACCACAGAAAAAUACUCGCAAGAUUCAUAAAGACGCUUCCAAACCGAACCUUAAAACACACCAAGACAAGCCAGCACCUGCUCCAGCUAGACGCCCUGCUCAGGUCCAGAGACCCGCUGUCGCACCUCGUCCCCCGUAUCCAGGGUACCAGCAUGCUCAGAGGUACCAGCCAUAUUAUCAGCACCCGUACAACACCGCCCAAGCUGGAAUGCCACCCAUGUCCCCUAUGGGCGGAGCAUGUCUACAACAAUGUUGGAAGAAGUGCACACCAAUAUGUAUCCAACACAGAUGUUGUCUGCCAGGCAUGAGUAAUCCAGGGAUGCCACUUCCUCCUCCUCCUCCUCCCGUGUACCCACCACCACCUCCGAUUCCUCCCCCUCCCCCUCCUCCAAUGGUAUUUUAUCCCCCUCCACCACCACCCCCCAUGCCUAUUUCCUACCCUCAGAUGCAGACGUGCCAACCAUCGUGUGCUCCAGCCUGCUGUAUGUCUGCCCCGGCCCCGGCUGUUCCUGCUCCUGCUCCUGCCCCACAACCUAAACCAGCACCUCCUAGGCCCGUUCCACCCCGGCCCAGUCCUGCUUGCAACACUGCUUGCGCUCCACAGUGCUGCACGCCCAUGUCUUCUUCAUAUCCUGCGCCUUAUCCUGCACCUUAUCCAAUGCCAUAUCCUGCCCCUCAAGCGCCAAGUUACAUGACAAUCCCAUCCUACAGUCAGAAUUUAUGUGGCGGAUACUCUGGAUAUCCCGGAUACCCCUGCGGGACUGGCAGCCCUGCAACUACCGCCAAACCCAUUGCAACGAAGCCAAAGAAAGCCUGUGCUCCAAUGUGCCUCAAGUUCUGUCUGACAGUCUGCCCUCAGGAAUGCUGCAGUGCCAACAUAACAGGGGUGCAAGUAGUCAAACCAUCUGCAAUAACCCCUGGUGCAGUAGCCACUCCAACUCCCUCGUCCUGUCCUGCAAACUGUGCAAAAGUAUGCGCAACACCAUGUCCUCAGGUAAGGAUGAAUUAUUGAGACUUUAAGCCCCAUUUUCCAAAUAGAAUAUAACAGAAUAGAAAACUUUAUUAAUGUGUCGGAGCCGUAUAGCUUGGGAAUAACCCCAUACUAAUUUGGGGACACAAAUUCUCCCGAUUGAUCUCCGUGACAUUUUCUGGGAGACGUUUUUUGAGAGAACUGAUAAACGAUCAAGGCAUUUCCCCUUAUGUGAUCAUUCUAUUAAUCAUAACUAUAACAAAAUUCUCAAAUCUGAUUGGUUCUCAACUGCCCUGAUUUCAGCCUUAAUAGGACAGUUUAAUAGGACAGUACGCGUCAUGCCUAAGUAAUUGGACAGUACGCGCCAUCACGCGCGCGCUUAAAUGGCUUUUUCUUUUUCAUUGCUAGCUGAAAAAUCUUAGAAUUUCUUGUGUUUUGAUUUAAAAAGAGCCCUAUAUAUCACAAAUUUUGUUAAAGUUAUGAUUAAUUGGUAACAGAACUUCGUGUCGUUCAAUUCGGUCUGUAAGUAUACUCCAUACUCCUGAUUAAGCAAAUCAGACUCCCGCUACGCGGUCGUCCGAUUUUGUUAAUCACUCGAAUGAUUACAGACCGAAUUGGACUCCACUCAGUCCUGUUACCAUUACUAAUUGACCACUCCAGAAAAUACCAUAACAUACCAUAAUGCUGGUCACGUAAAGGGUUAAACAAAUCGGUCAGUAGCAGGUGGGAAUACACGGGCAGGCCGGACCGGUCAAUCUAAAAAAUAAGAUAGGCUUUUUAAAGAGUUUCUUCAACACUUGUCAAUGUUGUGCAUACUAUUUAACCCUUUACGUCUCAAGAGCAAAAGAGUAAAACCGGCUUUCCUAACUCAAAACGAUUUUUACUUUUUGAUAGAGUUGUUGUACAUCUGGUACUCAGUCUCCCGUCACAAAACCUUCAGUGGCCCCUACGCCAACAAAAACCUCAGGAACGCGUGAGUACCAUCCAUGCUCUUAUAUUAAGCAGUGGUGGAUCCAGGGGAGGGGACCGGGGGUCCGCCCCCCUUAUUGUUAGACCAAACUGAGGCCGAAGGGCCGAAAAAAGGGUCUGGAGGACCAGGCCCCCUUCCCCCCUCCAUAUCUCAAGUUCUGGAAUCGGCAGUGUUUAGGAUAUGUUAAACAGGGGAAUAUUUUGUGAUUGGUCUACUUCACACCCUCGAUUUUCUCAUUACUUGUUUCGUGUAUUGUAAGCCGGUGGAGAUUGAUUGAUCCUGGGUUAAACCUUUCUUGUAAUCCGUUCUAUGUAAAAAAAAGUUUAUUGUAUGUGAACGUCAACCAACUUUUAUCAUUUUAAUUUGAAUUAGUAAAGCUUACUGACAACGUUCUUUAAAAAGGACACGGUCCCUCCUAGAGAAGGGCCUGCCUUGUAUAGAGACCAGAAAAUGUAGAUAGGAAGCCACUAACUCCAAACUGUAACGGUAAAGAAAGUUUGUAUCUAUCGAUGUUUCUAGAUAACUGACCACCUACCCCUCCCCUAAGUCACAGUUUUGCCCUUAGUGAGAAUUAAGUGUUAGUGAUGACUUAGGGGAGUGGUAGGUAGUCACUUACCCAGAUACUUCAUCUGCUCCAAAUGUUUUCUUUUUCAUAGCUAAACCAACGCCAAAACCGACAACACCAGCGCCAGUGACUUGCCAGUCACCCAUAUGUUCAAGUCCUCAGACGUGUCAACAAACAUGUCCCAAACCUGUAUGUUGUCAACGAUUUAACGACAUGGUAGAUGGCUGUCUGCCAAUCUGUUUUAAGAAAUGCGCACAAGUGUGUCCUAGGCGUUGCUGUGGUCCUCAUCCGCCAUUGGUUAAGCGCAUUGGACAACGCAUUGGACAACGCAUUGGACAACAGCCAAAGUUGAAUGACAUUUCGUUAAGUGGGUGUCCGAAGAUUUGCGCUGAUAUCUGUGCUCUGGAGUGUCCUCAUAGGUGUUGUGGCCCGGGUUCCCUGAAAAGGUCCUUCAUACCAAGAAGGACUCCUCAGCUAGCUUACAUGAAGAAUAACUAUGCCUAUGCAGCAAAACGGUUUCAGGUGCCUUUAUCACGUUACAGUAAGCCACGUGGAUUUAGCUUGAAGAAAAAACGGCACGUAAUGCACUAA